AUGCUGAACAGCAUCACCGAGGGGUUCCUCUGCUGCCUGAUGGGCAAAACAACCAACGCCGUGGGGCCGCUGGACAGCGUUGAGUCCAGCAAUGGCUACAGCUUCCUGGAGGUGAAGCCAGGCAGGAUCCUGCGGGUGCGACACAGCGCUCCGAGCCGCCCGCCUGCCGAGCCCCCCGAGGAGCCCGGAGCUGCAGAGAGAGGCACGGUGCACUGCAAGCGCAGGAUCACGCUGUACCGCAACGGGCAGCUGGUGAUCGAGAACCUGGGGGACGCCGUGCGCUCUGAAAUCCUGCACUGCUCCAAUGGCUCGGCCGAGCCCAGCAGCACCAUGGAGCUGGAGCUGUCGGAGCUGGCUGGCCAAGGCCCGGUGCAGGGCUCUGCCGGCACGCCGGGAUCUGGUGCACGAGAUGCCGCGGCCGGCAAGCGUCGGAAGCGUAAGCCCAAGAAAGUCAUCAACAUCGACUGCAAGAAGCAGAUCACGAGCUGCAAAGGGACCCACGGUGACGUGGUCCUGUUCUUCAUCCACGGCGUGGGCGGCUCGCUGGAUAUCUGGAAGGAGCAGCUGGACUUCUUCACCAAGCUGGGCUACGAGGUGGUGGCUCCUGACCUGGCCGGCCACGGCUGCAGCUCAGCCCCGCAGAUCGCUGCUGCCUACACCUUCUAUGCGCUGGCUGAGGACAUGAGGGCCGUCUUCAAGCGCUACGCCAAGAAGAGGAACAUCCUGAUAGGGCACUCGUAUGGGGUCUCCUUCUGCACCUUCCUAGCCCACGAGUAUCCCGACCUGGUGCAUAAAGUGAUCAUGAUCAACGGAGGGGGCCCGACGGCGCUGGAGCCCAGCCUGUGCUCCAUCUUCAACAUGCCCACCUGCGUGCUGCACUGCCUGUCCCCAUGCCUGGCCUGGAGCUUCCUCAAGGCUGGCUUUGCCCGCCAGGGUGCCAAAGAGAAGCAGCUGCUGAAGGAAGGCAACGCUUUCAACGUCUCCUCCUUCGUGCUGCGUGCUAUGAUGAGCGGGCAGUACUGGCCAGAGGGUGACGAGGUGUACCACGCCGAGCUGGCCGUGCCCGUGCUGCUGGUGCACGGCAUGCACGACAAGUUUGUGCCGGUGGAGGAGGACCAGCGCAUGGCAGAGAUCCUGCUGAUCGCUUUCCUGAAGGUGAUCGACGAGGGCAGCCACAUGGUGAUGAUGGAGUGCCCCGAGACCGUGAACACCCUGCUCCACGAAUUCGUCCUGUGGGAGCCCGAAACGCCAGCUGGGGACGGGCAAGGAGAGAAGAAAUAA
Lagopus leucura (white-tailed ptarmigan) is the source of this 1281-nucleotide messenger RNA. RefSeq names its product abhydrolase domain containing 8 (gene ABHD8). Lineage: Eukaryota; Metazoa; Chordata; Aves; Galliformes; Phasianidae. Bases 1 to 1281 code for a protein of 426 amino acids. The record is from RefSeq and is a predicted model, not a curated record. The transcript has 4 exons. Gene Ontology annotation, molecular function: catalytic activity.